GCGGGGCCCCGGCGGCCGCAGUGGCAGGGCCAUGGGGAACAUCUCCUCCAACAUCUCCGCCUUCCAGUCCCUGCACAUCGUCAUGCUGGGCCUGGACUCGGCGGGAAAGACCACGGUGCUCUACCGGCUCAAGUUCAACGAGUUCGUCAACACAGUGCCCACCAUUGGCUUCAACACAGAGAAGAUUCGGCUGAGCAACGGCACGGCUAAGGGCAUCAGUUGCCACUUCUGGGACGUGGGCGGGCAGGAGAAGCUGCGCCCGCUGUGGAAGUCCUACAGCCGCUGCACCGAUGGCAUCAUCUACGUGGUGGACUCAGUGGAUGUAGACCGGCUGGAGGAGGCCAAGACAGAGCUGCAUAAGGUGACCAAGUUCGCGGAGAACCAGGGCACCCCAUUGCUGGUCAUUGCCAACAAGCAGGACCUGCCCAAGUCUCUGCCCGUGGCCGAGAUUGAGAAGCAGCUAGCCUUGCACGAGUUGACCCCCUCCACCACCUACCAUGUCCAGCCUGCCUGUGCCAUCAUUGGUGAGGGGCUCACAGAGGGCAUGGACAAGCUCUACGAGAUGAUCCUGAAGCGGAGGAAGUCCCUCAAGCAGAAAAAGAAGCGGUAAAGCCCAUGGGUGUACGAACAGAUGGGAAAACAGACAAAGGAACCGAGGGGGAGAGAGAACCAAAGCGAUCCUUUUUUUUUUUUUUUUCCUCCUUUUUUUUCCUUUCCAAAUGAAAAGACCACAAUAGUGGUGAUAACAAUAUAACUCCUUCUAGCCAAACCCAGAUCCUGACUGCAGGCAAGAGCUGGGAUUUCCCUUUCCCACUUUUCCUUGCCUAUGAUCCGUUCCCGGCUGGAGGAGGGGAGCGUGGACCACUGCGUGCCCAGGGGCCAGCCCCAGACCCUGUGAGCUCCUGGGCUGAGUCAGGGCCUGGAAGCCAUGGAUGGAGAUGUUCUAGCGGGACUAGACAUUGCAGGUGGUGGGGAUGCCAGCAAGAAGCCGUGAUGCCAGUGAGUGCCCAGCGGCUGAGAGCCUGCAGACUUGGGGGGGUAGCUCCCACUGCUGCCCCUUCAUCCUUCAAAGGCACAGAUUGCUUUUCCGUGCCACAGCGGGCCAAGGGAUAAACAGGGCAGGACCCUGUUAAAAGUGCAUUUGAGAGAGGUUAAAUGUGCUUCUGGAUCUUUAA
Molecule: messenger RNA, 1175 nt
Organism: Rhea pennata
Lineage: Eukaryota; Metazoa; Chordata; Aves; Rheiformes; Rheidae
Gene: ARL4C
Product: ADP ribosylation factor like GTPase 4C
Exons: 1
Coding region: 32-610 (192 amino acids)
Biological process (GO): endocytic recycling; intracellular protein transport
Cellular component (GO): cytoplasm; plasma membrane
Molecular function (GO): GTP binding; GTPase activity
Source: RefSeq, a predicted model, not a curated record